This is a messenger RNA of Bipolaris maydis ATCC 48331, 856 nucleotides long. RefSeq names its product tRNAHis guanylyltransferase-domain-containing protein. The record is from RefSeq and is a predicted model, not a curated record. Gene Ontology annotation, biological process: tRNA modification. Lineage: Eukaryota; Fungi; Ascomycota; Dothideomycetes; Pleosporales; Pleosporaceae. Gene Ontology annotation, molecular function: magnesium ion binding; tRNA guanylyltransferase activity.
AUGGACCCCCCACCACCCGACGAUGCAUCCCAACCCCCCUCCCUCGCAUCCCGAAUGCGCUCCUACGAAGCAUCCUUUGACCACAUCCUCCCCACCCACCAACCCAUCAUCCUACGCCUCGACGGCCACGGCUUCUCCCGCUUCACCUCGCACUUCUCGCGCCCCUUUGACGAGCGCAUCCACACCGCCAUGACGCGCACCAGCAGCGACCUGCUCCACUUCUUCCCGCAAGCCACGCUCGCCUACACGCAAUCCGACGAAAUCACCCUCGUCUUCCCCUCGGGCGUGCAAACCUUCAACGAGCGCCUGCAGAAACUCUGCAGUCUAGCCGCGAGCUACUGUUCCGUACGCUUCAACCGCCAUCUCGAGCUCGCGCUGCACGCCUCCCCGCACCCGCCCCUCAAAGGCGACGUGCAGCUCGUCCAUGGCCACGCCCAUUUCGACGCCCGGUUUUUCCCCGUCCCCUCGCUCCACGAGGCCCUGAAUAACAUCAUCUGGCGCUGUCGCAAUGAUGCCGUUCGGAAUGCCGUUUCGUCGUUUGCUCGCACUCUGUACUCGCCCCGUGAAUUGCAUGGGAAGAAGACGGGUGAGCUGAUUGAGCUCAUGUUGAAGGACAAGGGCGUCAAGUAUGACGAGGCGGUGCCCAAGUGGGCGAUUGAGGGCUGUUUGAUUAAGCGCGAGCAGUAUGAGCAUCAGGGUGUCAAUGCAAAGACGGGUAAGGUCGAGAAGACGUUUAGAACUAGACCCAGGGUUGAGGAGAGAGGCGUGAGGGUCUUUGACGAGGCUGGUCUCAAGUUGAUCACAGACAAGUAUUGGUAGUUGUUAGUUAUGGAUACAGCAAGUAGCAUCAAUCACG